Molecule: messenger RNA, 2544 nt
Organism: Plasmodium gonderi
Lineage: Eukaryota; Apicomplexa; Aconoidasida; Haemosporida; Plasmodiidae
Product: variable surface protein
Exons: 5
Coding region: 1-2544 (847 amino acids)
Source: RefSeq, a predicted model, not a curated record
AUGUCAGGAGGUACACGUAUUCCUACUAUUCAUAAAUUGCUUGUAGAAGAUGAUUAUAAAUUAAGGGAAAAGGAUUUAUAUUUAACUUAUAUUGAGUUUAGUAAACCGUGUGUUCCAGGGGAUGAUAUUAACUGUUCGGAUAUAUUAGCUGAGUCUUUAAAUGGAAGAAUGAGAAAGUUAUAUAAACAAUUUGUUCAUAAUUUCCAUAAACUAAAAGAUACGGAAAACCUUUUUAAACGUAUAAAUGGUAUGGAGAAAAAAGGAUGCACAUAUUUAAAGUAUUGGCUUUACGACCGAUUUAUAUAUAAUAAGUAUAGUGAUGAUGAUAUUCAGAGUUUCUUUAAUUCCUGGGAGUUAUCAAUGAAAAGUUUGUUUGAUGAACAAUGCGAAUGCAAACUACAUAGAAUGAACUUAGAUGAACUUCAAAGGAUUAAAAAUUUAUAUGAUUAUUUUUUAUUCUAUGAUGGGUAUGGUUCCGUUGAUCUUGUUAGUCAUAAAAUAUAUAGCAGCUCUUAUUGUAGUUAUCUACAAGGAGCUGAAAAUAUAUAUAAUAACAUGAAAAUUGAGUGUGUAGAUAAUAAUAAAGAAUAUUGCAAAGAAUUUAAUGAUUUACGUAAACAUAUUAACGUUGAUAUGAAUAAAAUUAAGAUUAUUUUAUUUAAAGGGAAUUGCAAGAAUGAGAUAACUGGUACAUUUAAAAAAACUAACGAACCAAAAAACAUGUUGAUUAAUCCUCUUCUAAAAGGACUAAUAGAAAACGAAAACUUGGAGCAUGUACCUUUAUAUGAAUUUUAUAAAUUGAUAAAUAAGGUCGCUAAUGAAAGUAUCGAACAUGAUAUUUGUAAUGUUGUUAUACCUAGUAACACAAUAAACGGUGGUUAUCUUCGUAAAUAUUGCAAUCUGAUUAAGCUAUUAUUAAAAGAGUGGGAUAGUAAUUCACAUAUAGUAGAAAAAAGUGAAGAUAAGAAUAAGAUUUGUGAAUAUUUUAGCUACUGGAUACGUCAAGAAAUAAAAGAAAAGAAAUAUCGUAACAUGUUUUUAAAAUUACUUCAUUUAUUUAGGGGUUUUCCAAAUAAUGAGAAUAAUAAGUGUAUAAUUAAAUUCUUUAACGUUGGUGAAAAUGAAUUUAAAAAGAAGAAAGCUUUACAUGAGUUUUUAGAAUUCUUUGAUAUUAUAAUAAAUAAAAUGAGCAAUGGAAAAGAUGAAAAGGUUGAUAAAUGUUGCGAAUAUAUAAAGUCUAAUUUUCAAUUAUACUAUCUUAUGUUACAAGAAGAUAAAUGUAAAAAAUCAUCAAAAUAUGAAGAUGAAAUAUUACUUUUUCAAGAGAAAUUUCGUGUAGGGGAUGACAUAUCUACUGUAGAGGAGAAAUGUUCUUGUAAUUAUCUAGAUUUAUUGUAUAAAGAUGAUCUUGAAAAUAAAUAUUCGAGUCCUACUGGAUCUGCAGAAUUUCAGGCAGAAGCACAUGAUCCUAAUCAAGAUAACGUUGCUCAUACAGGAGUUGAGUUUAAAGGAAUAUCUCCUGAAAUUCAAGAAGUCAUGAAAGAACUCCCUUUAAGUAAAAUAUAUGAUGAAAUGAAUGAUGAGAAAAAUAUUGAAAAUUAUUGCAGUGAUUGUAUGGACAUAUUGUUCUUAGAAUUGAAGUAUCCAGGUAUUAACAAGUUCUGUAGAUUGUUAUCAAAAAAUUUAAGAAAUUUAUCUGAAAGAGUAAAUGAAGAUAAUAAUGAUCGCUGUGAAUAUUACAAUCAUUGGGUAAUUGAUGAAAUAAAAAAAAGGUUUAAAAAAUACCUGAACACCUCUUUUGAUACACCAUUUGUUAAAAGUAUUCUUAAUGUUGUUUACAAUAUUAAUAAUAAGUUAGGAAAUAACCGUUGCAGUUUUAAUUUUAAUUUCGAUUCUGACUACGAUGAAUUGAGAGAAAUGAAAGAUUUGCAUGAUUUUUUUAAAAAUUAUAAAAAAAUUGAAAAUAGAGAAAAUUCUAUUAGUAUAGAAAAAGAUAAACUCUGUAAAUAUGUUAGUUAUAUAUACGAAUUAUAUAAGAAGCAUUUAAGGGACUGUUGUGAAUAUUAUGAACAAAGUAAUUACUAUGGGGAAUAUUGCAAGGAUUAUUUUAAAUGUGAUGUAAGUUAUAACCCUUAUAAUCUAUUAAAUAAAUUAGACUGUGUGGAAAAGGAACUAGCUGAUGAUUCAAAAAAUAUAUAUGAAAAAUCAACCACUGAUAGAAAAGUAAAAGUAUUCACUGAAACAUCUCUGGAACAAUAUAAAUCAUUAGUUUCUAAUAAUGCUUAUAUUUUUAAUAAUAUCAUUGAAGACCCAUUUUAUUUUAUUAUUACUUUUCUUUUCUCUCUUCUUGGAGUACUGUUUAUGUUUUUCGUCUUUUAUAAGUUUACUCCCUUCGGGAUAUGGGUAAAUAGAUCAUUAAAUAGAAGAAGCCUUAGGAAUAAGCAUCAACAAGUGCCUCCAAAGAAAUUCAAAAACAUUAAUUCGAAAUAUAGGAAUAUGAAAACACAAGGAAGACGACUAAAUAUAGUUUAUCAGUCUGCAUAA